CUGGUGUUGGCUUGUUUACGUUCCCGUAACAGAACACUUCAACAGAAGAAACCAGUAUAAAAAGUAUCAGACUGUAAAUAAAUAAAUACUGGGGUCGAUUUGUUCGACUAAAAACCCUUCGAGGUGGGUUUUUCCGCAGAUCGCAAUCCAAUGCUGGAAAAAGGAAAGGGGAAAAGAAAGAAACAAAAAUGCCGAAUAGUAUCAAUUCAACGCAACCGACAAAUGCAUUUUUUUAAUUAUUAUUAUUAUUAUUAUUAUAAUACGAUCUAAAGGCAGUAAAUUUUACGACAGAAAUUAUCCCAAAUCUCUUGCCGAGAGCCAAAAGUGAGGGCAAUUCAAACCGCUACUCUUUCCGGUUCCACCUAAUGUCUCUGUAACGAAGAUGGCGCCCAUCUAUAACUUUAUACAGUUUCUUCCAUGAGUGGAUACUUUCUAAUAAUGAUUAAAUAUGAAUUAUCUAGAGCUACAACAGGAGGAGCUCGAAGUCUUGGAAUCCAUUUAUGUUGGAGAUGACUGUUUUAAAAAAAUUAGUGAUACAACCUUUCAGUAUAAGUGUGGUGAAGAUGGAACAUCUCAUUCCCUAUUGAUUGAAAUCAGUUGGGGAGAAAAAUAUCCUGAUGAAGUUCCCUGUAUUAAUUUGGAUGCUUUUUAUAAUAAUCAUUUAGAGAAACAGUGCAAAGAUUUCCUAUUUCAACAAAUUAAGGAGAAAUCAGAUGAAAUGUUAGGGUGUGCAAUGACUUAUACACUUUUUGAAUGGGUUAAGGAGAAUAUUGGCAUGUUGAUGGUUUAUCAACCAACUACUGUUCUUGUGCCUGUUACUGCUGAACCUGAGGUUGAGAACAUAAAAGAGGACAAUUCUAAACAAGAAAAACAGUGUGAAGUAAAGAAAAAAAAAGAACAACUAACCAAAAAUCAAAAGAAGAAAUUAUUUGAUAGAGUUGGAAAUCAAGGUGAAAUUGUUCGUGGCUCCAACUGGGUUGAUGUUAUCAAGCAUCUUAGUCAAACUGGAAAUAAGCUGCAUACAAAUUAAUUUCUUUGCCUUAUCAUUAUAAGAAAAUGUGUAUAUUUUAAAAAAAGCUGCAAUAAAGUUGACACAUUUGUUUUAAAAAA
This is a messenger RNA of Octopus sinensis (East Asian common octopus), 1110 nucleotides long. Its product is annotated as RWD domain-containing protein 4. Gene Ontology annotation, molecular function: protein binding. The record is from RefSeq and is a predicted model, not a curated record. NCBI's taxonomy places the organism in Eukaryota, Metazoa, Mollusca, Cephalopoda, Octopoda, Octopodidae. The transcript is spliced from 8 exons. Bases 449 to 1030 code for a protein of 193 amino acids.